AUGCGCAUCGGGACGCCCGAGUACAUGGGGCCGGAGCUCAUCAGCGGUCGCUCGGGCUACGAUGGCAAAAAGGUGGACGUGUGGGCGAGCGGCGUGCUGCUCUUCGUGCUGCUGCUGGGAAUGUUCCCCUUCGAGAUGGAGGACGAGAACUACGUCAACACCGCGGGCCUGUACAGCAUCUGGAUCCAGCAGGUCCGCACCAGCUGGCAGGAGAACCCCCACAACGCGCCCGGCGUGUCCAAGCUCUCCCCAGAGUGCAGGUGA
Molecule: messenger RNA, 264 nt
Organism: Monoraphidium neglectum
Lineage: Eukaryota; Viridiplantae; Chlorophyta; Chlorophyceae; Sphaeropleales; Selenastraceae
Exons: 4
Coding region: 1-264 (87 amino acids)
Biological process (GO): protein phosphorylation; intracellular signal transduction
Cellular component (GO): cytoplasm
Molecular function (GO): ATP binding; protein serine/threonine kinase activity
Source: RefSeq, a predicted model, not a curated record